Homarus americanus (American lobster) is the source of this 1323-nucleotide messenger RNA. Its product is annotated as repetitive proline-rich cell wall protein 2-like. The record is from RefSeq and is a predicted model, not a curated record. The transcript has 4 exons. The coding region runs from base 1 to 1323 and encodes 440 amino acids. NCBI's taxonomy places the organism in Eukaryota, Metazoa, Arthropoda, Malacostraca, Decapoda, Nephropidae.
AUGGACUCUGGCUGGUCGACCAUCAGUGUGGACCAUCCCAGUGUGGACCAUCCCAGUGUGGACCAUCCCAGUGUGGACCAUCCCAGUGUGGACCAUCCCAGUGUGGACCAUCCCAGUGUGGACCAUCCCAGUGUGGACCAUCCUAGUGUGGACCAUCCUAGUGUGGACCAUCCCAGUGUGGACCAUCCUAGUGUGGACCAUCCCAGUGUGGACCAUCCUAGUGUGGACCAUCCCAGUGUGGACCAUCCUAGUGUGGACCAUCCUAGUGUGGACCAUCCCAGUGGACCAUCCUAUGUGGACCAUCCUAGUGUGGACCAUCCUAGUGUGGACCAUCCUAGUGUGGACCAUCCCAGUGUGGACCAUCCUAGUGUGGACCAUCCUAGUGUGGACCAUCCGAUGUGGACCAUCCUAGUGUGGACCAUCCUAGUGUGGACCAUCAGUGUGGACCAUCCCAGUGUGGACCAUCCUAGUGUGGACCAUCCUAGUGUGGACCAUCCCAGUGUGGACCAUCCUAGUGUGGACCAUCCAUGUGGACCAUCUAGUGUGGACCAUCCCAGUGUGGACCAUCUAGUGUGGAGCAUCCUAGUGUGGACCAUCCCAGUGUGGACCAUCCUAGUGUGGAGUAUCCUAGUGUGGAGCAUCCUAGUGUGGACCAUCCCGGUGGACCAUCCUAGUGUGGACCAUCCUAGUGUGGACCAUCCUAGUGUGGACCAUCCUAGUGUGGACCAUCCUAGUGUGGACCAUCCCAGUGUGGACCAUCCCAGUGUGGACCAUCCUAGUGUGGACCAUCCCAGUGUGGACCAUCCUAGUGUGGACCAUCCCAGUGUGGACCAUCCUAGUGUGGAGCAUCCUAGUGUGGAGCAUCCUAGUGUGGACCAUCCCAGUGUGGACCAUCCUAGUGUGGACCAUCCUAGUGUGGAGCAUCCUAGUGUGGACCAUCCCAGUGUGGACCAUCCUAGUGUGGACCAUCCAGUGUGGACCAUCCUGGUGUGGACCAUCCCAGUGUGGACCAUCCCAGUGUGGACCAUCCUAGUGUGGACCAUCCCAUGUGGACCAUCCCAGUGUGGACCAUCCCAGUGUGGACCAUCUAGUGUGGAGCAUCCUAGUGUGGACCAUCCCAGUGUGGAGCAUCCUAGUGUGGAGCAUCCUAGUGGACCAUCCAGUGUGGACCAUCCCAGUGUGGACCAUCCUAGUGUGGACCAUCUAGUGUGGACCAUCCUAGUGUGGACCAUCCAGUGUGGACCAUCCAGUGUGGACCAUCCUAGUGUGGACCAUCCCAGUGUGGACCAGUGUGGACAGUUGAUUCUAAAUGAUCUUUAUUGA